Piliocolobus tephrosceles (Ugandan red Colobus) is the source of this 987-nucleotide messenger RNA. RefSeq names its product chromosome 12 CXorf58 homolog (gene C12HXorf58). The record is from RefSeq and is a predicted model, not a curated record. The coding region runs from base 1 to 783 and encodes 260 amino acids. The transcript has 5 exons. Lineage: Eukaryota; Metazoa; Chordata; Mammalia; Primates; Cercopithecidae.
AUGUUCAAGGUGAGAGCGUGGAGCCCGGUCACAGCUGUCACCGCCCCCUCCCGGCUGCCCGAGCCGUCCCCGCGCUGUCUUGGGGCCUCUCCACAGGCCAGGCCCGAGGCUUUUCCCGCCACUGGGCCGGCUGCGUCCCGGCCCCGCGGUUCAUUCACUGGUCUACUGGGGAUGAGCGGCUGCCGGGCGGAGGCGAGAGACCCCCGGGCAGUGGGUGAUGCUUGCAAACUAAUGGGGGAAAGGAAAUUUCACCGUAUAAUUGUGGAAGAUGAGCGUGUUUUCCCAAAGUCCAAAGUAACUGAUAUAAUGGAUGUUGUCACCGUGCAAGAUUAUAUACAAUAUCGCAGUUUUUUCGAUGAGGCCCCUGCGUUUUCUGGUGGCAGAAAUAACAGCUGGCGCAAAUUAAAUCUUGAAAGUAUUCCCAGGACAACGCUAAUGUAUGACAUAGUUCAUUAUUCAGAGUCUGGAGUAAUCUCAAACCGUCUACGAAAUGAAAUGAAGUUUCUAUUACAGAGACCAGUAACACAAGAGAUCCAUAAGCACCAGCUACGGAUUGUUUCUGAAAACAGGGGUCCAUCCUUAACUGUCCAACCUCUGUAUCGGCCCUACAAACAACAAAAUCAAGUUAAAUUUCUCGGUCGCCGGUCCAAGCAAGCUCAAAUGAAAGUUGAAAAAAUGAGAAAGGUGUAUUUGGCAAAAGAAAAAAAUACUUCUGAGGUGACUGAACAAAAAACGGACCCAUCAGGUACAAAGGAUAACUGUCAUCUCCACUCCAUCUUUUGACAUUGUGAAAACUAAGGAAUCUAUGUCAGAGCAUCAGCUGGAAAAAGAAAGAAAAGGACUCAUUUUCCUGGUAUCAAAACUUGGCAGUUGGUGAUUCUCCAUCAUGAUAAUGCACAGUUAAUUGACAGAAAACCAAAGUUGUUUAACAAUCUGCUUGUCUGUCUAUAAAUGAUGAGUAUGAGUAAUAAAGGAAAAUAACAUAGA